AUGGCAUGGCGGUUCACUAAUGUUCGGGCAAAAACAAAGGAAAAAAUUAUAGCCAUCCCAAUCUAUCUAUCUAUCUAUCUAUCUAUCUAUCUAUCUAUCUAUCUAUCUAAUUCUUUCUUUCUUUCUAUCUAUGCCAUUCUUUCUUUCUAUCUAUCUAUCUAUCUAUCUAUCUAUCUAUCUAUCUAUCUAUCUAUCUAUCUAUGCCAUUCUUUCUUUCUUUCUUUCUUUCUUUCUUUCUAUCUAUCUAUCUAUGUCAUUCUGUUUCUAUCUAUCUAUCUAUGCCAUUCUUUCUUUCUUUCUUUCUUUCUUUCUUUCUAUCUAUCUAUGCCAUUCUAUCUAUCUAUCUAUCUAUCUAUCUAUGCCAUUCUUUCUUUCUUUCUUUCUUUCUUUCUAUCUAUGCCAUUCUAUCUAUCUAUCUAUGCCAUUCCUUCUUUCUUUCUUUCUUUCUUUCUUUCUUUCUUUCUUUCUUUCUUUCUUUCUUUCUAUGCCAUUCUAUCUAUCUAUCUCUCUAUCUAUCUAUCUAUCUAUCUAUGCCAUUCUUUCUUUCUUUCUUUCUUUCUUUCUUUCUAUCUAUGCCAUUCUAUCUAUCUAUCUAUCUAUCUAUCUAUCUAUCUAUCUAUCUAUGCCAUUCUUUCUUUCUUUUUAUCUAUCUAUGUCAUUCUGUUUCUAUCUAUCUAUCUAUCUAUCUCAUUCUGUUUCUUUCUUUCUGUCAAUCUAUAUUAUCUAUCUCAAACUACGCUCGGACCAGAAACGGAGCAGAUACGAACUUUCUUGAAUCUGGGAAGGUCUAUACGGCUAUCCUUGAUCUGCGAUGCACUUCGUGGCCGAGUCGGUCCAGAUCACUCUUUCUCAAUUCGCCCUGUACCUCUCCUUUCUUUCUUUCUUUCUUUCUUUCUUUCUUUCUUUCUUUCUUUGUAUGUAGAAAAGUCAGCCCUUUCUUUUUCCUGUUUUGUCUUUCUGCUUUCAAUUUGCCUUUUUGAUUUUGCUUGUUUGUCUCUCUUUCUUUCUUUCUUUCUUUCUUUUAAUUUACCUAGACUUUACUUUCUUCUUUCUUUCUAUCUUUCUAUUUACCUAGACUUUACAUUCUUUCUUUCUUUCUUUCUUUCUUUCUUUCUUUCUUUCUUUCUUUCUUUCUUUCUUUCUAUUUAUCUAGGCUUUACUUUCUUUCUUUCCUUCUUUCUUUCUUUCUUUCUUUCUUUCUUUCUUUCUUUCUUUCUUUCUUUGUAUCCACAAGUCCGCCCCUUUCUUUUUUUCUGUUUUAUCUUUUUGCUUUCAAUUUGCUUUUUUCAUUUUGUUUGUCUGUUUGUCUUUUUAUUUCUUUUUUCUUUCUUUCUUUUUUCUUUCUUUCUUUUUUUUCUUUCUGUCUUUCUUUUUUUCUUUGUAUCCACAAGUCCGCCCUUUCUUUCUUUUUUCCUCUUUAGUCUUUUUGCUUUCAAAUUGUUUUUUUGUUUUUGUUUGUCGGUUUGUCUCUCUCUUUCUUUCUUUCUUUCUUUCUUUCUUUCUUUCUUUCUUUCUUUCUUUCUUUUCUUUUUUUUUGCUUUCAAAUUGUUUUUUUUUUUUGUCGGUUUGUCUCUCUCUUUCUUUCUUUCUUUCUUUCUUUCUUUCUUUCUUUCUUUCUUUCUUUCUUUCUUUGCAUCUAGAAUCCGCCCUUUCUUUCUUUUUUCCUCUUUAGUCUUUUUGCUUUCAAAUUGUUUUUUGGUUUUUGUUUGCCGGUUCGUCUCUCUCUUUCUUUCUUUCUUUCUUUCUUUCUUUGUAUCUAGAAGUCAGCCCUUUCUUUUUUCUGUUUCGUCUUUCUGCUUUCAAUUUGCCUUUUUGAUCGGUUUCUCUCUUUCAUUCUUUCUUUCUUUCUUUCUUUCUUUUCUUUCUGUCUUUCUUUUUUUUCUUUUCUUUUUGCUUUCAAAUUGUUUUUUUGAUUUUGUUUGUCGGUUUGUCUUUUUCUUUCUUUCUUUCUUUCUUUUCCGUAAAGGAGGAGGAAUUGAACCUCAGAUUGAUCUCCGUCUCUCUUCUCUCUUUUUAUUUAUCUCUGCUCAUUAUAUCUCUCUCUCUCUCUUUCUCUCUCUCUCUCUCUCUCUAUCUAUCUAUCUAUCUAUCUUAUUUCGUCUUUUCGUACAAAUAACCUUCAUUUAUUCUCAUCUAUCUAUCUAUCUAUCUAUCUAUCUAUCUAUCUAUCUACGAGGUAUGUUCAUUAUCUAUCUAUCUAUCUAUCUAUCUAUCUAUCUUUUUUUUAGCACUUCACCCCAAGCACGCAAGGGGUUACAGAGAAGUCUAUCUAUCUAUCUAUCUAUCUAUCUAAAUAUUUUUAUUAUCUAUCUAAACAUUUUUUAUUAUCUAUCAGUCAAUCUAAUUUCAUCAUUUAUCUGUCGAGCUAUCUACUGUCUAUCUCAAUAUAUUCAUUAUCUAUCAAUCUAUCUAUCUAUCUAUCUAUCUAUCUCAGUCCAUCUAAGCUCAAGAAUCGAUAUGGAUUUUAAAGAACGGAAAGUCAUCUUUCUUUCUUCACUUUUUCUUCCCCUGCAAUCAUUUUGUCUUUCUUUCUUUCUUUCUUUCUUUCUUUCUUUCUUUUACCAAUCACCAUACAACGGGUUGAAUACCGUAACUUUUUCUAUCUAUCUCAGUUUGUUCAUUAUCUAUCUAUCUAUCUAUCUAUCUAUCUAUCUAUCUAUCUAUCUCAGUCUGUUCAUUAACUAUCUAUCUAUCAGCCUUGUCAUUAUAUAUCUAUCUAUCUAUCUAUCUGUUGUGGAUCCCGCAUCUAUCUAUCUAUCUAUCUAUCUAUCUAUCUAUCUAUCUAUCUCCUAUCUAUCUAUCUCAUCUAUUCAUUAUCUAUCUAUCUAUCUAUCUAUCUAUCUAUCUAUCCAUCCCAGUCUUUUCAUAAUCUAUCUAUCUCAGUCUGUUCAUUAUCUAUCUAUCUAUCUAUCUAUCUAUCUAUCCCAGUCUUUUCAUAAUCUAUCUAUCUAUCUAUCUAUCUAUCUAUCUAUCUAUCUCAGUCUGUUCAUUAACUAUCUAUCUAUCCGCCUUUUCAUUAUCUAUCUUUCUAUCUAUCUAUCUCAGUCUGUUCAUUAUCUAUCUAUCUAUCUAUCUAUCUAUCCCAGUCUUUUUAUAAUCGAGCUAUCUAUCUAUCCCAGUCUUUUCAUAAUCUAUCUAUCUAUCUAUCUAUCUCAGUCUGUUCAUUAUCUAUCACAGUCUUUUCAUAAUCGAGCCAUCUAUCUAUCUCAGUCUGUUCAUAAUCUAUCUAUCUAUCUAUCUAUCUAUCUAUCUAUCUAUCUAUCUAUCUAUCUAUCUAUCUAUCAGUUCAAUAUUUACGCAUCUAUCUAUUUCAGUCGCAUCAGAUUUCUUUCUCUUUGCCUACAGUCAACCUCCGAACGAAGGAUCCAUUAA
Molecule: messenger RNA, 3372 nt
Organism: Acanthosepion pharaonis
Lineage: Eukaryota; Metazoa; Mollusca; Cephalopoda; Sepiida; Sepiidae
Source: the annotation of a GenBank genome assembly